Molecule: messenger RNA, 1681 nt
Organism: Agrilus planipennis (emerald ash borer)
Lineage: Eukaryota; Metazoa; Arthropoda; Insecta; Coleoptera; Buprestidae
Product: tryptophan 5-hydroxylase 1
Exons: 8
Coding region: 80-1636 (518 amino acids)
Biological process (GO): aromatic amino acid metabolic process; serotonin biosynthetic process
Cellular component (GO): neuron projection
Molecular function (GO): iron ion binding; tryptophan 5-monooxygenase activity
Source: RefSeq, a predicted model, not a curated record
GCACCUCAUUCAUCUGAGAUGGUGUAGAACACCCUGUGCGAAAAAAGUAACGUUCUACUUCUGAUAGUGAAAAUUCAACAUGAGCGGUUCGGGAAAAUCGUUGAUCGGAUUGUGGUUGUACCGCACGGGACGUGAAUGGACCAUCAAGGAGGACUUUUCGAUGACCAACUUUGCUGCUCAGUCGAAGGCCGACGAAAAACAAGAACCAGAACGAAUAUCCAUUGUAUUUACUCUUCGAAAUCAAGUGGGCAGUUUAGUAAAAGCUUUGCAAGCUUUUCAAGAUCUCGGGAUCAAUUUACAUCACAUUGAGUCGCGCCCGUCAGAACAGAGUAACACUUUAAGCGAUAUUCUUGUUGAUGUCGAAUGUGAACCGAAACGUAUGGAACAACUAUACGCCCUGCUAAAAAGGGAAGCAACAACCAUGGUGAUAGGAACGUUUGGACCAAGUGGUAGUCAGGAAAGUGAUUUUCCACCACCGACUCCUCUUUCUGCCACAGCGAGCUUUGAUUUUGAGGAAAUGCCCUGGUUCCCAAGAAAAAUAUCGGAACUAGAUAAAGCUCAAAAUGUGCUUAUGUACGGUUCAGAACUUGACGCAGAUCAUCCUGGAUUUAAGGAUCCGAUUUAUAGAAAACGAAGAGAACAAUUUUACCAAAUUGCCAUGAAUUAUAAACAUGGACAACCUAUACCAAAAGUUCAGUAUACACAAGAAGAAACAAAAACAUGGUCAGCUGUUUAUAAAGAGCUCCGACAACUUUACGAGAAACAUGCCUGCAAGGAGUAUUUGGAGAACUGGCCCCUUUUGGAAAAAUACUGCGGAUACAGAGAGGAUAAUAUUCCUCAGCUGGAGGAUAUUAAUAAAUUUCUGAAAAGAAAGACAGGCUUUCAGCUAAGACCUGUCGCAGGUUAUCUAAGUCCAAGAGACUUUUUGUCGGGCCUCGCAUUUCGAGUUUUUCAUUGCACACAGUACAUUCGACAUUCGUCUGAUCCCUUCUACACCCCUGAGCCAGAUUGUUGCCAUGAAUUGCUUGGUCACAUGCCCCUUUUGGCCAAUCCAAGUUUCGCUCAAUUUUCGCAGGAACUCGGUCUCGCGUGUUUAGGAGCCAAUGACGAAGAAGUGGACAAAUUAGCUACGCUCUACUUCUUCACUGUUGAGUUCGGAAUGUGCAGACAAAAUGGAGAAAUCAAAGUUUACGGAGCGGGUCUUUUGAGUUCAAUUGCAGAACUGAAGCAUGCCAUCAACAGCCCAGAAAAGAUACAAAGAUUUGAUCCUGAUGUAACAUGCAAAGCGGAAUGUAUCAUCACUUCUUUCCAAAAUGGCUAUUGGUACACUGAUUCGUUUGAAGAAGCCAAAGAGAAGAUGAGAAAAUACGCAGAAGAAAUCCAAAGACCAUUUGGAAUAAGAUACAACCCUUAUACUCAGAGUGUCGAAGUCUUGAGCAAUGCCCAGAAAAUUACAGCAUUGGCUUCGGAAUUACGGGGAGAUCUUUGUAUUGUUAACAGUGCUCUGAAGAAAAUAAGUGCAAGGAACCCAAAAGUUGAUGUUGCUUCAAUUGCUAAGCUUUUACAUACUGAUCUUGAUCUCGAAAUAAAGAAAGAGGACGAAACCACCCCCGAGAACGAUCUAAAUUCUCAUUAAAGUAUUACCAAAAUUUCUGUAUAGGAUAUAAACAAUCAUUCAUCA